GGGAAGCUACAUUUAUUUGUUUCCGGCCAGAUAUUGAAAUGGCACCGUUGAAUAUGAAUCGUUUUGUGAUGUUUCUUUUAUUCGGAAUUUUAUGCACAGUAAUUGCUGAUGAUGUGCCAUGCAGGAAACUAGGAGGAACAUGUCAAGAAAACAUCUUGUCUUGUAAUGGACAGUACCAAAGAGCUCUCUGUGAUGGCAGAACCACAAGACAAUGCUGUUUAUCUUCCCCAGAGAGCUGUAGCAGCUUAGCCAAAAUGAUUGCUUGCAAAAUAAAGGCCACGCAAAAAAUAAAAUUGUUGACAAUAAAUCCUUCAGGGGUCGACGAUGGCGCUGAUGCGUACCAUAACAUACAAGAUGCUUGUAACGGGAAGCCAUCGAAACGAUCAAAUUACACAUGCAGUGAAGGAAAAUCACCAGGUGGAGUUGUUUGCCUAAAACCUAGCAUUCUUCGGUAUAUUUAUGAUCUUGGAGCAUCUACUAAGUACAAUUUUCAGGUAAACGCCAUUGCUGGCGCUUGUCAUUCAACUACGUCGAAACAUUAUUUGGGAGAAGCAGUGGAUCUUGAACUGGACAAGGGAUCUACCCGGAAGGCACAGGAGAAAUCCUUUAUGGACGCUUGUGAAGCUUACGGGGGUUGGUCACACGGAGGAACUCACGUUCAUUGUCAGAUAGUUUCACCUUAAAAACUGUUUCUGACAGGAACAGACAUGUUUUAGAAAUCUUUCUCUUUCAUUACAAUCAUUUUGAGCCUGAUUUUGGUUGUCGUGAAUGAGCCUGAUUCUGGUUGUCGUCAAUCAGUUUCACUUAAAGGGAAACUUAAUCUACUUUUCUUCAUAGAAAAAAAAAUAAACUGUACAAAUAUAUAUCUAAAACUGAAAAGAAAUUAUUCGGUAAAUAUGACCUAUUGUAUAAAACUGUUUUCAUGGUUUUACUUUUGCAUAACAUAUAAUCGUGUAACCUAUCGAAUCCUAUUCUAAAUAUAUUAUUA
Saccostrea echinata is the source of this 988-nucleotide messenger RNA. RefSeq lists its product as uncharacterized. The transcript has 7 exons. The coding region runs from base 39 to 683 and encodes 214 amino acids. The record is from RefSeq and is a predicted model, not a curated record. Lineage: Eukaryota; Metazoa; Mollusca; Bivalvia; Ostreida; Ostreidae.